AUGGCAUCCGAACCGUAUAUCACCCCGGAACGUCCGGAGCUCCUCCAAACUCCUGACUAUAUACACACCAAAGAGUCACUUCUUCAGAACUGGAAUGGUGCCUACCUGCACUCUUACGGGGGAGGCUUCCCCGAUGUGACGUUCGCAUCGGGUCCAAGCAAGUGGUCCAUCUACCGCAGUGGUGAAUUUCGAAGGCCCCGCGCCGAGCCGAGUCCAGUGAAAACCCGACUUCCCGUUCUGGCUGAAGUUGAGAGAGUAUCUGAUAGAGGUCGGGAAAUAAUGACGAUCACCAGGAUUGCGAGGUCUGCCAAGAUAUAUGUCAAUGGCCAAUCGUUAGAGCUCGAUGUUCCCUUCCCAUUGUCAGAGAACGCAAUCGUCCUCAUUGACGGCCUAAAAUAUGCAUACCGCAGUCUUGAGAAGGUUCACGCCCCAUCUCAAUAUGGCCUCGUCAAGUCGCAGGUUGCUAUUGGAGGUCAAGGGGGUGAGUAG
Molecule: messenger RNA, 489 nt
Organism: Punctularia strigosozonata HHB-11173 SS5
Lineage: Eukaryota; Fungi; Basidiomycota; Agaricomycetes; Corticiales; Punctulariaceae
Exons: 4
Coding region: 1-489 (162 amino acids)
Source: RefSeq, a predicted model, not a curated record